Gordionus sp. m RMFG-2023 is the source of this 1812-nucleotide messenger RNA. RefSeq lists its product as uncharacterized. The transcript has 2 exons. Lineage: Eukaryota; Metazoa; Nematomorpha; Gordioida; Chordodea; Parachordodidae. Gene Ontology annotation, biological process: telomere maintenance; DNA repair. The record is from RefSeq and is a predicted model, not a curated record. Gene Ontology annotation, molecular function: DNA helicase activity. The coding region runs from base 1 to 1812 and encodes 603 amino acids.
AUGUCGGAGUACGUUUACAAAGGAUACGACUGCGCUAAUAUAGAUCUUAAAACUAAUUCGCUUCAAUCUCAUGAUGAAAUUAGAAUGCAUAUAAAUGCCCGAUAUGUAAGUGCAUGUGAAGCCAUGUGGAGAUUAUUAGAAAAUCGUAUGCAUGAUCGAUCUCACGGUAUAAAUCGAUUAGCAAUACACUUGCCAUUUCAUCAACCGGUAUAUUUUAUAGAAGGACAAGAACGUCAGGCAUUAGAGAAAUCUGCCAGCAGAAAUACUACAUUAACUGCCUGGUUUGAAUUAAAUAAAACUGCCUGGUUUGAAUUAAAUAAAAAUGAUGUUAAUGCCCGUCAAUAUUUAUAUGUCACUAUACCAUAUCAUUAUACUUUCAGCGCUAAUAAGUGGAAACUUAGACAAAGACAAAACAAUAUAAUAUCAAGGAUGUAUACUGUUGAUCCUAAAUCCGGCGAGAGAUUUUUCCUACGUUUAUUAUUACUUCAUGUUGUUGGCGCCACAAGUUUUGAAUAUUUGAGAACUGUUAAUGGAGUUUUAUAUAAUACUUUUAAAGAGGCGGCUUUUAAAAGAAAUUUAUUGGUUGAUGACAAGGAAUGGGAAGCAUUUAUGGAAGAAGCGUCAACAUUUUUAAUGCCCAUACAGUUGCGUCAAUCGUUUGCCUUUAUUUGUAUUUUUUGUGAGCCAGAAAAUCCAAAUAACCUCUGGGAAAAAUUUAAAAAAUAUAUGAUAGAAGAUUUCGCACAUACCCAUACAGAUUCUAUUGCAAUUAAUAUGGCCUUAUCAGAUAUAGAAAAAGUAUUGCACGACCAUGGUUUUCGUUGUAGUAAUUUCAAUUUGCCUGUUCCUACUUUAAUAGCUCAGGAUGAUUUUUAUAAUAAUGAUCUUGAGGCAGCUGAGGCAUUGAAACUAAUUACUAAAUUAAAUUUUUUACAAAAAUCAGCCUUUGAUUUAAUCGUUCAAUCUAUCGAAAAUAAUGAUUUUACUCAGCGUUGUUUUUAUAUUGAUGGUCCAGGUGGAUCGGGAAAAACUUUUUUGUAUAAUACCCUAAUGUGCUACAUUAGAGGACGCAACAAAAUAGUUUUACCGUUUGCAACAACAGGCAUUGCCGCUAUUCUUUUAAAAGGAGGUAGAACAAUACAUAGUGGAUUUAAAUUACCUAUUCCGAUUGUUGAUAACUCUGUAUCUCGCAUGAGUCUUCAUUCCCCUGAUGCUACUGUUAUUAAAAGGUCCAAAUUAAUUAUUAUCGACGAAGCCACAAUGAUGACUAAAUACGCUUUACGCUGUAUCGAUAGAUUACUUAAAGAUAUAAUGCAAACACAGUUCCCAUUCGGUGGUAAAGUUAUAUUAUUGGGCGGCGAUUUUAGGCAAACUUUACCUGUCAUUCCAAACAGUUCAAAAGCAGAUAUUAAUGAAUCGUGUCUUAAGUCUUCUGAUUUAUGGGUUUAUUUUAAAGUUAUCCACCUUAACGAAAAUAUGCGGUUAUCUUCUGAAGAUGUUGAGUAUAAUUCCUGGCUUUUGAAUGUUGGAGAAUCUUUAUCAAAUGUUUCCAAUCCUUUACUUUCUCCAGAUUCGAUUGAAAUCCCAAAUUCAUUAUUAGAAAAUUCAUUAAUCAAUUCAAUAUAUGGAAACUCCAUACAAAUAUCUGAUAUUAACCUAUUUUCAAAAAAAAUUAUAUUAACCACUAAAAAUAACAUAGCCCUAAAUUUAAAUAAGGAAAUUAUUCAAAAACUACCAGGAAAUUCUAAGAUAUAUUUUAGCGCUGAUUCUAUACAAACAGAUAAUCCUAAGAAUUUACUAUUUCCCCAUUGA